Molecule: messenger RNA, 348 nt
Organism: Cuscuta europaea
Lineage: Eukaryota; Viridiplantae; Streptophyta; Magnoliopsida; Solanales; Convolvulaceae
Source: the annotation of a GenBank genome assembly
AGGUUUAUGUCCCGAAAUCGGGUGACCCCCCAGCACGUGUAGUUGAAACCAAGCAAAAAUACAAUGAGAUGAAAGCCCAGGCUGAAUCACAAGGGAAGUCUUACGAAGAGAAUGAUUCUGAGCUGUUUUGCGCGAUGGUCCCGCUGUACAAAGGCAGGCGGUUUGGGAAGGGAUCUAAAGCUGAAGCACUAUCUGAUCUUGAAUGCACCAGCAGGAUAUCGGGGCCGACUCAAGUAGAAAUCGAUUCCCGCAUCAAGGAGCAGCUCGAAGCCCGGUUUGCGCAGCAGGAAAAGCAGUGGCAAACUCAGAUGGCGAACAUGACUUCUGCUUUUACGGCGUACAUGGAGC